UGUGGAAGCUUGGAGUGAGAUAGCACUGGAUCCGUUCUGUAUGGUUUUAUCCUGAAAUUUUCAAUAAUUAUAUAAGAAGAAAGGAAAAGAACACCCGUUUGGAUUAAUUUCUUUUAACGUAGGAUAAAGUAAACAAUAUGGGGCGGUGAACAUGUGGAAGUGAUUCGCAGUGGAUUUUUUAAAAAAACAAUAAAUAUUUAUUUAUUAUUUCUUUAUGAUUAUUUUCGUCACUGGACUCGUUUAACUUAUCGUGGGAAAGCGGCGGCGUUUUGGCCUGAAAGGAUGGAUCAGGCAAAUAUCCUGAGGAAGUUCAUUCAAGGGGUUGAAGCCAUGCGAACCGGGGACCAGAAAGGCGAGGAUAACUUCGGCAGUGACUUCAUGAGAUUACGAAGACUAUCGACCAAGUACAGGACAGAAAAAAUCUAUCCCACGAAUGUUGGCGAGAAAGAAGAGAAUGUGAAAAAGAAUAGAUAUAAAGACAUACUGCCAUUUGAUCACAGCAGGGUAAAAGUGACGUUAAAAACCUCCAAUCAGGACACAGACUACAUCAAUGCAAAUUUCAUCAAGGGAGUCGACGGGCCUGAGGCCUACAUCGCCACGCAAGGCCCCCUGCCCAACACUGUCAUCGACUUCUGGAGGAUGAACUGGGAGUACAACGUAGCGGUCAUUGUAAUGGCGUGUCGAGAGUUUGAGAUGGGAAGGAAAAAAUGUGAGCGGUACUUCCCCCUCUUUGGUGAUGAGCCCUUAACUUUCGGACCGUUCAGGAUCUCCUGUGAAUCUGAACAACCUAGAACUGACUAUUUCAUCAGGACUCUAAAUGCGGAGUAUCAGAAUGAAACACGUAGGAUAACGCAGUUUCAUUACAUUAACUGGCCCGACCACGACGUCCCCUCCUCCUUUGAUUCCAUCCUGGACAUGAUCGGCCUCAUGAGGGAGUACCAGGAGCACGAUGACGUUCCCAUCUGUGUACACUGCAGUGCUGGCUGUGGACGGACAGGGGCCAUCUGUGCGAUUGACUACACGUGGAACCUGCUGAAGGCCGGGAAGAUCCCAGAGGACUUCAACGUGUUCCGGCUGAUUCAGGAGAUGAGGACGCAAAGGCACUCUGCCGUCCAGACCAAGGAGCAGUAUGAGCUGGUGCACAGAGCCAUUGCGCAGCUUUUUGAGAAGCAGCUGCAGCACCUGGAGAGCCCCACCAACUCCGAGAUCACUGAUAACAUGGACGAGGGCAGUCCGGAGAAAGCAGACCAAAAUUCGGACGAGGAGAGAUGGGACACGCCUCCCCCAAAACCUCCCCGGAUCCGCAGCACCUGUCAGGUGGAAGGGGACGUGAAGGAGGAGAUACUGCAGCCCCCGCAGCCCCGCCCGGUCCCGCCCAUCCUCACUCCCUCCCCACCCUCCGCCUUCCCCACGGUCACCAACGUGCGACAGGACAAUGACCGCUACCACCCCAAGCCAGUGCUGCAUGUGUUGGCCUCGGAGCAGAACCCGGACCUCAACGAGAACUACAACAAGGCCCCCGAGGGCGGGCCUUCCCCUGUCCCCGCCCCCGUCCCCGCCCCAAUCGCUACCCCUGUCCCAACUCCUGUUCCUGGCCUGGAGAAGAAGCUGGAGCGGAAGCUGAGCAUUGAGAUAAAGAAGGUGCCGCUGCAGGAGGGCCCGCGCAGCUUCGAGGGGAACAGCCUUCUGCACCGCACCCACGCCUUCAAGUCCAAAUCCCACGCCAGCAGCAGCUCCCUGUGCGAGGACUCCCACAGCUCGCCCGAGUGUGACGCCCCGCCCCGCCCCAACCACCUCCCGCUGCAGGACAAAGGCCAGGCCGCCUGGUCCCGUUCCGGCUCGGAGAAGCCCCCCUCCCCCUCCCCCGCCCCCAGGACUGCUCUCAGCUUCACCAACCCGCUGCACUCUGAGAACUCGGACUCCGAGGGCGAGGGCCGGCCCCUCAGGGCCCGGUGGGACCCCAGCGAGAGGACCAGCAUCUCCACCGCAAGUGCCACUGUCUCGGCCGCCCUGCCGGGCGAACCUCACCCCGCCCGCAGGGUCACCUCCAUGUCCAUCGCCAGCCAAAUUUCGCCCUCAGAACCUGCAACAAACUGUGAUGACAGUGAAGACUCGCCCCCUCCCCUGCCCGAGAGAACCCCCGAGUCAUUCUAUCUGGCCUCAGACUCUCCAGGCCAUAGGAGCAGCACUGGAGGGAGCCUAGCGGCCUGGACCGGCUCCCCAGACAUUUUGGGAACAGCAACAGACUUCCCUCAGAGUGCGAAGACCCCCAGGAGUGCAGAGAAAGAUGAGCCGGGAGAGGGGGGGAACAGGAAGACGUGUGUCCCGGGAGAGGAAGUGAGUCCUGCCAGCACGCAUGCUGACGCGGUGGGGGAGAGCGAGGUUGCCACGGAGAUGGGAUUCAGUAACCGCUGCACAAAGCCCAGGGGCCCCCGGGACCCCCCCGCAGAAUGGACAUGAUAGCUGCAGACCCCCC
Molecule: messenger RNA, 2476 nt
Organism: Megalops cyprinoides (Indo-Pacific tarpon)
Lineage: Eukaryota; Metazoa; Chordata; Actinopteri; Elopiformes; Megalopidae
Gene: ptpn12
Product: protein tyrosine phosphatase non-receptor type 12
Exons: 19
Coding region: 283-2460 (725 amino acids)
Biological process (GO): peptidyl-tyrosine dephosphorylation
Cellular component (GO): cytoplasm; nucleus
Molecular function (GO): non-membrane spanning protein tyrosine phosphatase activity
Source: RefSeq, a predicted model, not a curated record